Molecule: messenger RNA, 1077 nt
Organism: Exophiala spinifera
Lineage: Eukaryota; Fungi; Ascomycota; Eurotiomycetes; Chaetothyriales; Herpotrichiellaceae
Exons: 1
Coding region: 1-1077 (358 amino acids)
Source: RefSeq, a predicted model, not a curated record
AUGAAAAAGAAGGCGAUUAUCACGGACACAGAACAAGACGUGGUGCUCAGUCCUGCGGUAUACUGGGAGAAGUGCCUACAACCGCGUCUGGAGGAACGACUGUCAAAGAAAGGAUACCCUCCUCGGAGUGUUCGAGUCGAAGAGACCGAGGUGAUCGUGUCUGUGACUGGGCGAACAGGGCGUCCGCUCACGCGGCAGUUUGACGAUUUGCGAGUUGAAUGGUCCGUUGUGGAGAGACAGCUAACAGAAUGGAGUGAGCUUUUUCAGAAAGGGAAGAAGCUCUUCGUGAAAAUUCGCAUUCGCUACAUAGAAGUUAACCCAUUAAUUUCGACUAAUAGCGGAGCGACUAGACCCACGAAAGUUAGGGGGACAGCUACCCAACACAUGCUGGCCGAGCGUGCCGCUCAAAUUGACGCUGAGGAAUCCACAACAAGCAAUCCCUCUGCUUGGCGAUAUGUCUACGCCUUAAUGCGUUGUCCGGGACCACCCUGUGUCAAGCAUUCCUGGUGUUGGCAUGACACUCAAACUCAAAAAAGGUACACCUUAAAAGGCCACCAUCUACGAACUCUCGUCAGGUACGUCGAGGAUAAAAAUCGUCUGGAAUCUCAUGACGACAUCCCGGACAGCCUUCGACAGCAAAUCUAUGCAGAAGAAGAACAAUAUAUGCGGAAGAAGCGUGUUGACCGUGGAUCUGUUUCUUUCGACAGGGCCCCGAUCCAGAUCACUAACGUUCUGCCACCUCAAUCUUCGACAGAGUCAGAAACCAUGCAGAGACCCGAAACCAAGCGUCUCGACAUCACUGGCCUCCACGAUGUCAAUGUACAAGACUACUGCGACUGGCUGAAGUCCCGGGUAAAGAAGGAAUCACACAAACACGAAUAUCAAAAAGCAGCUGACUUUCUUCUUGACAAAGCCUUCGACCUCGACUUGGUCUAUGAGGACCAGAAUCCUACUUUUCUCAUUGAGCAAGGAGGGGUGGAGGAAGGCAUCGCUCGGCGAUUUGUGAAGGACAUUCCUUUAUGGGUCAAACUUUGCAAGCAAAAUAAUGUUGAAGCGGAUAGCGUCUUGGAUUUCUAG